UGUCAUCAAGGUGACGUCACGUAACGGCAAUGUUGACGGAAGUGAAACAAAGAGCAACAGAAUUUCAGAAACACGUUUCUACAUUAUUCUGCUUUGCACUUUAUUACCGUUGCCUGUCACAAGUUGACAAACACUUCACCAGAGUGUGAUGUGGAGAAAAUGUAAUGUGUUAUUUAAUAAGAGUUUUCGGUUAACUAGCCCGUGCCAUGGAGCACACUUCUGACUUUGCUAACGUUAGCUCAACGCUGAGCCUGAGUUCUGCUGCCUCCAGAUUUCGCGUGCUUCUAGGUGUGACUGGUAGCGUUGCAGCACUUAAGUUACCUUUGCUGGUGUCACAACUUCUCGAAAUCCCAGGGAUCGAUGUACGGGUAGUCACCACAGACCAUGCCACCCAUUUUUACAAAGUUGCUGAGGUUCCUGUCCGUGUCUACACAGACAAGGACGAGUGGGAGAUGUGGAAAACACGCUCUGACCCUGUGCUACACAUAGAGCUGCGACGGUGGGCCGACCUGCUAGUCAUUGCUCCACUGGAUGCAAACACACUCGGCAAGAUAGCCAGUGGUAUUUGUGACAACCUUCUGACAUGCAUUGUAAGAGCAUGGGAUAUGAGUCGUCCUCUACUCUUUUGUCCUGCCAUGAACACGGCCAUGUGGCAGCAUCCAAUCACUGCCCGGCAAGUGGCCACGCUUCAGAGCUUCGGCUAUGUGGAGAUCCCCUGCAUUUCAAAGAAGCUGGUCUGUGGAGAUGAAGGCAAAGGUGCAAUGGCAGAGGUGUCAACUAUUGUGGAUGCCAUCCAACAGUAUCUUCCAAGACCAGCUGUUUAAAUCACAGCACAAAUGGAUGAACACCAAAGUUAGAAUAUAUCUUUCUAUAUAUGUAUGAAUAUAUAUAAUGAAUAAUGAGUAUUUCACUAUGAGCACCAAUCUAAAUUAAAUCUUUUUAAAUAAUUCCAUAAAUGUAGUAAAGAUAUUUUUCUUUAAUAUGUGAUGCUUGAGUUCUUCAGUUGAAAUAGGAAGUUUAACUAGAAAUUACAGAAUAAAUUACCUUUUGGAUAUUUUAAACAGACGAGUGUCAGAUUGACAGCCCCUUAUAAAAAAAUAAAUAAAUGCCAAUUGUGCAAUAAAGUAAAAAAAAUGCAGCUCUAUUAUUGUUAAAAUUGCAAAGCAUUUUGAAAUAUAUAAUUUAUUUAAAAGUCUACAACUGAGUGAUGAAAGAAAUCAUCAUAGUUUCCAUUUCUCUUGAAAUUUAUUGUGUUUCUUGGAAGUUAUUGGUCUCUCCCCCAAAAUUAUUGCCCAACUCUCUUUAGUUUCCCUGUCAUGUUCUCAAGUUCAGUGCUUGUUUUUGAUCUGUUCCAUCUCCCAACACAUCUACCAUUGUUUUACAGCCUACAGUAUCAGGUAUGUAGUGAAAUAAGAUUUAUAAAUAUGAAAUGACUGUGAGUCCUGGCUCUCUGAAUGCUUUUUAGAAUAUGGUUUCUCAUUGAUUUUUAGUAGUGUUACCUAUUCAAAUGUGGGAUUAGCUCAUGUCCUGCUUCAAUAAACUCCCUUAUCAAUCAUGAGCAAGUUAUAUAUUUGAGUGUGUAUCUAAGGCUUGAAUAGAGAAAUUAAAGCUGUGUCAUGGAGGUGUGAUAAUGUUAGCUUACUGAAGCCAGCAUUUUGUCUUCAAUUUUUUUCAUUAUUCUCCUGUUCAGGUUAAAACCAUCAAAUUUGCUGAUGGUGGAAUCAAAGUAUUCAAAUUACAGCUAGCUGAAGUUUCAUAUUGAAACUAUAUGCAAAAUCAAGUAUUUAGCUUUUGUAGUAAUCAAAUAGUAGUUUUUUUAGUAGCUACAGUACAUUGUAUCUGUUUCAUUUUUAUUUGCAUUUAUUCAUUUCUUUUUUAUCCUGGAAUCUGAUGUGUCAUUAAACUGUGGAUGAAGCUUUGAUCGAAUAA
Pangasianodon hypophthalmus (striped catfish) is the source of this 1929-nucleotide messenger RNA. RefSeq names its product phosphopantothenoylcysteine decarboxylase (gene ppcdc). The transcript is spliced from 5 exons. Gene Ontology annotation, biological process: coenzyme A biosynthetic process. Gene Ontology annotation, molecular function: FMN binding; phosphopantothenoylcysteine decarboxylase activity. Gene Ontology annotation, cellular component: phosphopantothenoylcysteine decarboxylase complex. The coding region runs from base 207 to 824 and encodes 205 amino acids. NCBI's taxonomy places the organism in Eukaryota, Metazoa, Chordata, Actinopteri, Siluriformes, Pangasiidae. The record is from RefSeq and is a predicted model, not a curated record.